Metopolophium dirhodum (rose-grain aphid) is the source of this 3696-nucleotide messenger RNA. Its product is annotated as H(+)/Cl(-) exchange transporter 7-like. NCBI's taxonomy places the organism in Eukaryota, Metazoa, Arthropoda, Insecta, Hemiptera, Aphididae. Gene Ontology annotation, molecular function: voltage-gated chloride channel activity. Gene Ontology annotation, cellular component: lysosomal membrane; intracellular membrane-bounded organelle. Gene Ontology annotation, biological process: transmembrane transport; chloride transport. Bases 917 to 3157 code for a protein of 746 amino acids. The record is from RefSeq and is a predicted model, not a curated record. The transcript has 16 exons.
UAAUAUUAUUCAAUAUAAUUUUUCAUUUACUUUGAUAAUAAAAAAAAAUUAAGUUGGCACUUCAUUUUAACCUUGUAAUAUUGAAUUUAUUAGGUACUAUUAAAUAAACAAUAAAGAUUAACAAAUCAAAAUUUAUGAUAAAUACGAGAAUAUUUUAUGGAACCACAGUUAAGAGCUAUAUUUUGGUUACAAAUUAAUAUAAAUAUUAUAGUAUGUAGUUAAUUGUAUAAAAAAUUAUUUGUACAUCAUCUUUUAUUCUAUAAAAGAAAAUUAUAAUAUCUGUUUCAAAAGCUUCAUAAUGAUAAUAAACUCAUUUUUUUACAUUUAUUAUUUAUUAAGUUAGUGGAUUAUUGUAUUUAUUUUGCUUAUUUAAUAUUGAUAAAUGUAGUAUCAAAAGAAAUACUUAUAAUACACUACUUAUUUUUAAGUUUUAUUAAUGAAUGCAAUUGAAAUAGCUUUAAAACUACCAUUUUUGUUUCCAUUGUUUCCGAAGUAAAAUUAAUUUUUUUUCUGUCUUUAAAAGAAUUAAAUUUAUUUAAACUACUUAAUUAUUCAAAAAUAUUUUAUCACUAGGAGAAGCUAUAACAAGGAGUCAUAUUAAACAGACUACAGAGUGUCUUACAGUAUUAAGUGUUGUUCAAGUGGUGGAUAAUAAAAAACUUUGUUACCACUAUUACUUAGUCCCUCCCCCCACAAUCAACUAUUUUAACACCCUGUACAAUUGUUGUUUACUAGUCUAUAUAUAUUUAUUAUUAUAUUAUUUAAUGUAGGUAUUUCUCAAGUGCAAUUGAAUAUUCGUGUACCUACCUAAUUUACUUCAUAUUAGUUAUUUUAACAUUCAUUAACUACUUACCUAUACUAAUGAAUUAGUGUUAAUACGUCGUUAUAGAAUAAAUGGUUACAUACAUAAUAUAUAAUGUAUCAGUCAAUGGAUUUUAAAGGGUAUGAUUUAUCUAAAGAAAGUGAAGAAAUUGUACCCAUUGGAUCCUUAAAUCAUCUAUCAACAAAAUAUGAGAGCUUAGAUUAUGAAGUCAUCGAAAAUGAAUUGUACCGUGAAGAAGAACAAAAAAAAGGUUAUAGAUAUGUCGUACAAAAAGAUUUUUCUAGGUGGAUGACAUUUUUUUGGAUUGGGGUAUCAAUUUCCUUUAUUGGAAUAAUAAUUUUUAUUUCCAUUGAAAUUGGGACUACUUUUAAGUUCAACAUGAUCAAAAAAUACUUUGAUGGCUGUACAGAAGCGGAUUGUAUGGUUAAACCAUAUUUGGUGGCCCUUUUACUGAACUUAAUUCCUUCAUUAGUUGGGUCAUGUCUUAUAGUUUAUGUUGAGCCUAUGGCUAAAGGUUCCGGUAUCCCAGCUGUGAAAUGUUUUUUAAAUGGAAUCAAAGUACCAAGAUUGAUUAGACUGAAAACAUUGGUUGUCAAAGUGAUUGGUGUUACAUGUGUGGCACUUGGUGGUAUGUGGGGUGGUAAAGAAGGUCCUAUGAUUCACGCAGGAUCUAUAGUGGCCGCUGGAGUUUCACAAGGAAAAAGUACAACAUUCAAUAAAGAUUUGGGUGCAUUGAAUUUUUUCAGAGAAGAUCAUGAAAAAAGAGAUUUUGUAUCUGGAGGUGCUGCAGCAGGAAUAGCUGCCGCUUUUGGUGCUCCAGUUGGUGGCCUGCUAUUCAGUUUAGAAGAGGGUGCUAGUUUCUGGAAUCAAGCCCUUACAUGGCGAACAUUUUUUGGAUCUAUGGUUUCAAUGUUCACAUUACACUCUGUUUUAAGUGCUUAUCAUGGACAUCCAGGUGACCUUACAUAUAAAGGUUUGUUAAAUUUUGGAAAAUUUGAUGAUCUAUCAUAUCAUAUACUCGACAUUCCAGUUUUUGUACUGAUGGGUAUAAUUGGUGGCUUGACAGGAGCACUGUUUUGCCAUUUAAAUCUCAAAUUAGUUAUAUUCAGAAAAAGAUAUGUUAAUAAGGACUGGAAAAAAGUUUUGGAAGUUUUAAUUGUGUGCGCAACUACAGUGACUAUAAGUUUUUUACUCAUUCUGUUUACUAGUGAUUGCAAAAAAUUAGGACUUGAUCCAACAGAUCACCCUAUUCAGUUUGGAUGCAAUGAUGGUGAAUUUAAUGCUAUGGCUGCUUUAUGGUUUCAGCUCUUAGAGGGAACAGUGCGAUCACUGUUUCAUGAUACUCCUGAUGUUUUUAAUACAACUACGGUAGUUUAUUUUUGUUUAUGUGCUUAUUUCAUAACAUUAUGGACAUAUGGAGUACAUUUUAGUGGCGGUGUAUUAAUACCUGGACUAUGUACUGGAGCAGCAUGGGGACGUCUUGUUGGACGAGCGGUAUUUCAUUUUUUUCCAAAUACAAAUAUAGGUAUUUAUUCGUUGAUUGGUGCUGCAUCACAAUUAGGUGGAAUCACAAGAAUGACAAUUAGUUUGACAAUUAUAUUAGUAGAAGCUACUGGAAGUAUAACAUUUGGCUUACCACUUAUGAUUUGUUUGAUGACAGCUAAGUGGGUUGGGGAUUUUUUUUCUGAAAGCAUAUAUGACACACAGAUUGAGUUAAGCGGUAUGCCAUUAUUAGCUUGGGAUCCACCUCCAUUAUCUUCUAACAUCUAUGCCAACAAUUUAAUGACACAUCCAGUUAUUACAUUUAAAACUAAAGAAACAGUCGGAAACAUUGUAAAAAUAUUAAAAACAUAUUCACAUAAUGGUUUUCCAGUAAUUGAAUACGUACAGAAUUAUGAAUUAGAUGAAGGCAAAACUAAAUGUUAUCUACGUGGUUUAAUAUUACGAUCACAACUAAUUGUACUUUUGGAAAACAAAGUAUUUCAUGGACCCCUGACUAAUUAUUGGGACUCUGUUACAAUGGAAACUUUUAGAGAAGACUAUCCUAGGUACUCAAGUAUUGAAGAUAUUGAACUACUGCAGAAUGAUCUUAAACUAACAAUUGAUUUAUCGCGAUUCAUGAAUCCUUCGCCAUAUAUCGUCCAACAUACAAUGUCAUUGCCACGCAUUUUUAAAUUAUUCAGAGCUAUGGGACUUCGGCAUAUAGUUGUUGUAAAUGAUUCAAAUGAAGUUGCUGGGAUUGUCACACGGAAAGAUUUAGCUCGAUAUAAAGUAAUUAGACACAUGGGUAAAAUCAGUGUAACCGAACUAAAGUUUUCAAGCAAAAUGGAUUAGGCAAAUAAUUUCUGUAUAGUAAUUGUCAAUAAUUUUAUUUCUUUUUAAAAUCUUACCUUAAAAUAUUUACUUAUUAUGUUAUAGAUGAUAUAUUUACAUUAAUUUAUAUUAACCUAUUGUGCCUAUAUAUUUAUUUUGUCACUCUGAUUUAAUUUAGAUCAUUAAAAAUAUAAUAUUAAGAAAUAACAUUUUUAAAUGUGGACGUAAUAACCUAGGAUAUUAUACAGUAUUAUCAAUCAUUAUUUGCCUUCAAAAUUAAAUUUUUCAAUAAAAUAUUAUUUUUGUAAUAUUACUGCGCUGUGAAAUUAAAUUUGACAGCAAUCAUUUAAAUAUUAUAUAGGUAUUUAUGAUAAACCGUAAUAUUGUAGAAAUACAAUUUGUUAAUAUAGCAAUACACUAAUAAUUAUACACCUAUAUUAAAAUAUAAAAUUUUAAUUGGCAUAUUUUAUACUUCAAAUGUUUUUGUUGUAUCUUGCAUGUUUAUAAUUUACUAUUUAUUUUAAUCCGACUUAAUUCCCAAGAUCUUGUGAAGUGAUUAA